This is a messenger RNA of Oncorhynchus nerka (sockeye salmon), 8841 nucleotides long. RefSeq names its product TRAF2 and NCK-interacting protein kinase-like. Gene Ontology annotation, molecular function: ATP binding; protein kinase activity. Gene Ontology annotation, biological process: protein phosphorylation. Lineage: Eukaryota; Metazoa; Chordata; Actinopteri; Salmoniformes; Salmonidae. Bases 321 to 4625 code for a protein of 1434 amino acids. The record is from RefSeq and is a predicted model, not a curated record. The transcript has 33 exons.
ACACUGUUUCGGGCGCUUUGCUUUGCUGUCUCAGUGUGUAUGCGAAUGUGCUCACUGCUCUCUCGUGGAGUGUGUGUGAGUUUUCACCAUUCACUCGUGCAGGGGGCCGGUAUAAAGCAUGUAGUACCUGGAUCACCUCGGGGUCUCGAGCCGUAUUCCCACCGGGAUCAAACGGAAAAACGGAUUAUAUUACCCAUUGUGGAAUAGUAUUAAUGGACGCCUAACGGGGAUCUAACGGGGACUAUAACGGCUGGAGGGGAGAGAGGGUUUCUCUUCUCAGUAAAUGAUCGGAGAGGAAGCUUCCAUUUUGAGAGAGAAUCAUGGCGAGCGACUCCCCUGCCCGGAGCCUGGAUGAGAUAGACCUGUCAGCGCUACGGGACCCUGCUGGUAUAUUUGAGCUAGUGGAGUUGGUGGGAAAUGGAACCUACGGGCAGGUCUACAAGGGUCGGCAUGUCAAAACAGGCCAGCUUGCGGCCAUCAAAGUUAUGGACGUCACUGGCGAUGAGGAAGAGGAGAUUAAAGCAGAGAUCAACAUGUUGAAGAAGUACAGCCACCAUCGGAACAUUGCUACCUAUUACGGUGCCUUCGUCAAGAAGAACCCACCUGGUAUCGACGACCAGCUAUGGUUGGUGAUGGAGUUCUGUGGGGCAGGCUCGGUGACCGAUCUGAUUAAGAACACCAAGGGGAACUCUCUGAAGGAGGAGUGGACUGCCUACAUCUGCAGAGAGAUCCUCAGGGGUUUGACCCAUCUCCACCAACACAAGGUCAUCCACAGAGACAUCAAGGGUCAGAACGUCCUGCUGACAGAGAACGCAGAGGUCAAAUUGGUGGACUUCGGUGUGAGUGCUCAGUUGGACCGUACUGUGGGGAGGAGGAACACGUUUAUAGGAACGCCCUAUUGGAUGGCUCCUGAAGUCAUCGCCUGCGACGAAAACCCUGAGGCCACCUACGACUUCAAGAGUGAUCUGUGGUCUCUGGGUAUUACGGCUAUAGAGAUGGCAGAAGGAGCACCGCCACUGUGUGACAUGCACCCAAUGAGGGCUCUCUUCCUGAUCCCCAGGAACCCCGCCCCCAGACUCAAGUCCAAGAAGUGGUCUAAGAAGUUCCAGUCGUUCAUUGAGAGUUGCUUGGUGAAGAGUCAUGGUCAGAGACCCAACACAGAGCAGCUGUUGAAGCACCCCUUCAUCAGAGAGCUGCCCAACGAACGGCAGGUCCGCAUCCAACUGAAGGACCACAUCGACAGAACCAAGAAGAAACGCGGAGAGAGGGAUGAGACAGAGUAUGAGUACAGUGGCAGUGAGGAAGAGGAGGAGGAACGGGACAUGGGGGAGCCAAGCUCCAUCAUCAACAUCCCUGGGGAGUCGACGUUGAGGCGGGACUUCCUGCGGCUGCAGCUGGCCAAUAAGGAGCGUUCUGAGGCUCUGAGGAGGCAGCAGUUGGAGCAACAGCAGAAUGAAGAACACAAACGCCUCCUGUUGGCAGAGCGACAGAAACGCAUAGAGGAGCAGAAAGAGCAGAGGAGGAGACUGGAGGAGCAACAGCGUAGGGAACGUGAGAUGAGGAAGCAACAGGAGAGAGAGCAGAGGAGACGCUAUGAAGAGAUGGAACAACUACGGAGAGAUGAGGAGAGGAGGCACGCAGAGAGAGAACAGGUACACACACAGGAGUAUAUCCGUAGGCAGCUGGAGGAGGAGCAAAGACAGCUGGAGAUUCUACAGCAACAACUACUCCAGGAGCAGGCCCUACUGAUGGAGUACAAGCGUAAGCAGAUGGAGGAGCAGCGGCAGGCAGAGCGUCUCCAGAGACAGCUGCAGCAGGAGAGAGCCUACCUGGUGUCCUUACAGCAGCAGCAGCAGCAGGAGCCACGGCCACAAGACAACAAACAGCUGUACCACUACAAAGACACAGCCCCCAAUAACGACAAACCUGCCUGGGCCAAGGAGGUGAUGCGUCGAGCCCAGAGUAACUCCCCUCGUAUACCUCCCAAGAAGCACCACUCCUUUAACCUGCCUGGAGACGCCAGCCUAUCACACCUCCUCCUGCUCCCUGGUUACAACCCCCGCUCCCGCCCCCCCUCCUACCCCGCCCAAUCAAGUCACUCCAGGGAGAGGCUCCUCCAAUCUGAAGGCCAUAAUGUGACUGUUCCGUGUAUACGUGUGUCCUGCACCUCUGAUCCUGCCCCUGACUCCUCUUAUCCAAUCCUGCUUCAUCCCGAGGCCAGAAGGAGGAGCCCUGAGGGAAGAGUCCAGGAGUCUAGGGGGAGGAGUCCAGGUCGACUGGUGGAAGAGCGUUCCAAGCUGAACAGACAGAGUUCUCCAGCACUGCAACAUAAAGUGUCCAACCGUAUCUCUGAUCCAUCCCUGCCCCCCCGCUCAGAGUCGUUCAGCAGUGGGGGCAUACAGCAGGCCCGAACACCCCCCAUGCACCGCCCCGUAGAACCACAGAUGGCCCACCUGGUGCAAGUGAAGUCCCAUGGUCUGUCUGGGUCCCAGUCUCUCCACGACCCUGCAGGGGUCACAGGCCUGUCCCCCUCCCCAUCCUCCGGCCGCCCCCCCAUGCCCCGCCAGAACUCUGACCCUACCUCAGACACCCCUCCUUCUAUACCUCUUCCCCGCCUCGCUCCCCCCCUCGACAAACUGGACCGCAGCUCCUGGCUACGAACAGACCUAGACCUACCUCCUAAGGUGCCCCAGAGGACCACGUCUAUCUCUCCAGCCCUGGUCAGGAAGAACUCUCCUGGGAACGGACCUGCGGGCCUUGCUCCUAAAGCUGGAGCACACCUGAUACGGGCCAGUAACCCAGACCUGCGUAGGACUGAUGUCCCAAUGGAAACUCCCCUGAAGAGGAAGAGCAGUGGCAGCUCCUCCAGCUCCUCUACCCCUUCCUCCAAGGGGGGCAGCAACGAAAGAGGGGCAAAUCAAGCGGAGGGUUCUGGGGCAUCGGCCCAGGAGACCAAAGAAGAAAACAGAGAUGUGACGCUGACACGACCUAGCAGGCCCGCGGACCUGACGGCUCUAGCCAAGGAGCUGAGGGAUCUGCGUCAGGGGGAGGAGCCUAAUCGCCCGCCCGUCAAGGUGACGGACUACUCCUCAUCCAGUGACGAGUCACAGAGUGACGAGGAGGGAGAGGGAGGAAGUAACGACGGCUCUGUGUCUGUCAGCGACAUCCCACGCAUCAUGCCGGCUGCGGGGCAGAGUAGUGGUGAGGUGUACGGUGUGAUGGGAGGACAUAAUGAUUCCUACGGCAACCGUUCCCAAGACAGCACCCUGAUGAUGAGAGAGACCUAUGGGGACAGGAGGCGGAACUCCGCUCUCGCCGACAGCAACGGUUUCCCCGGAAACGCCAAUCUGCCCGAUCUGGUGCAGCAAAGCCCCUCCCCCAUGGUCUCCCCUGGCGAUGGCUCUGGGCGCAGCCACCCCAAAUAUGGCAUGGGCAGUGGGAGUGGCUCCAAGUCCUCCUCCUUCACGCCAUUCGUUGAUCCACGAGUCUACGGAACCUCCCCCACCGAUGAUGAUGAUGAAAACUCUGCCUCUGCUCUCUUUACAAAUGAGCUGCUGCUUCAGGAGCAGGAGCAGGCCAGACUGAACGAGGCCAGAAAGAUCAGUGUGGUCAACGUGAACCCGACCAACAUACGACCUCAUAGUGACACGCCUGAGAUACGCAAAUACAAGAAGCGCUUCAACUCUGAGAUACUGUGUGCUGCUCUCUGGGGUGUGAACCUGCUGGUGGGGACAGAGAACGGUCUUAUGUUGCUGGACCGCAGUGGUCAGGGGAAGGUGUAUAACCUGAUCAACCGCCGACGCUUCCAACAGAUGGACGUUCUGGAGGGCCUCAACGUCCUGGUCACCAUAUCUGGGAAGAAGAAUAAGCUGCGUGUGUACUACCUGUCCUGGCUGAGGAACAGGAUAUUACACAACGACCCCGAGGUGGAGAAGAAGCAGGGCUGGGUCACUGUAGGAGAGCUGGAGGGCUGCGUGCACUACAAAGUCGUGAAGUAUGAGAGGAUCAAGUUUCUGGUGAUCGCUCUGAAGAACUCAGUGGAGAUCUACGCCUGGGCACCCAAACCCUACCACAAGUUCAUGGCCUUCAAGUCGUUCACUGACCUACAGCACCGCCCCCAGCUGGUUGACCUGACAGUGGAGGAAGGUCAGAGGUUAAAGGUCAUCUAUGGCUCCAGCGUUGGGUUUCAUGUAAUCGAUGUCGACUCUGGCAACCCGUAUGACAUCUACAUCCCCUCCCACAUUCAGAGUCAGGUGACGCCCCAUGCCAUCGUGGUGCUGCCGCGGACCGACGGGAUGGAGAUGCUGCUGUGUUACGAGGACGAGGGCGUCUAUGUCAACACCUACGGACGCAUCACUAAAGACGUGGUGCUGCAGUGGGGAGAGAUGCCUACUUCUGUUGCCUACAUCCACUCCAACCAGAUCAUGGGCUGGGGAGAGAAGGCCAUUGAGAUCCGCUCCGUGGAGACGGGACACCUCGACGGAGUUUUCAUGCACAAGCGAGCUCAGCGACUGAAGUUCCUGUCGGAGAGGAACGACAAGGUGUUUUUCGCCUCUGUGCGUUCCGGCGGCAGCAGCCAAGUCUUCUUCAUGACCCUGAACCGGAGCUCUAUGAUGAACUGGUAACCCUGGCAACCCCUCCUUACAUCCUCCCUCCAUACUGUACAUGCCUAACCAGAGGACAGGAUGGAGGGAUGAAAAGAGAGAACUGAGACAGAUGAGUGAACACAGAGUGGCGGCGGCUCAGUGGAGACGGGAGGAAGAGAAAAACCGUCUUCCGUCCAACUCUCAUCGCCAGCCAGCCAGCCAGACGUCUGCAGUACUAACCUCCCUCCACCAGAGGAACCAGAGAUGAGCUCUCCAACAACUUUCCAGAUACGCUCAGACAACACUCUCUCUGUGGUGCGUUUAGUUUCUCUCAGGCACCGUCCAAGAUGGCCCAUAUUCCCUAUACAGUGCAAUACUUUUGGCCAGAGUAGGGAAUAGCGUGCCGUUUUGGAUGUAGCCUCAGUGUUUUGUUUUUGGGAGGUGGUGACAAGAGGUGCGGGUGUAGUCUCCCUCAUGGGGUCAGGGGUCAGUGACUGAGGGUGUUGUCAUGACCCCUGACCUGUGUGCGUAUAUACGCGGUGGGGCUGAGUAGAUUCUUGACUGCAGGAACACUUGAAAAAAUACAAAUAUUGUCACCGGUGGUCACAGAAAAUAUAUAUACUCUUGUCAUUCUUGUUCUAGUUCACCUGUGCUCCCCUCUUUCUCUGUGACUUCUAUUUUACAUUCAAUCUAUUUGGCAUAUUUAUAUUCUGUGUGUUUCACAUCUGUAAAUACACAUUCUAUGAUCUGAAACGGAGCUGCUUCCCUAUCAGACACUCUUACACUGAGACGGAACAAUGGAGGACAGAGAAAAGGAGGAGAUGGAGAGAAUGAUGAGAGCAGUCUGAGUUUGUUUAGUUCAUCUUCCUCCUGUAGAAAUUUCAUUUAAAAAAUGUGACCUGCUUCUUCAUAUUAAAGACUGCAAGAGAGGGAGGAGUGAUGGAGAGACAGACGUUUGGGUUGGUUAGUUGUCAGGCUUCCUCCUACACCACCUCUUCUCUCAUCUCUUCCCCCCUUCCAUUAGUUGACCUGCUCCUCUACAUUUGCAUAGUGACACCUAUUCCACUUGUCGCCAUCACUUUUGACUUCUAAACUAAGGCAAUACACAGGUGUAGUCUGACUGGACAAAUGCGUGGUUGGAAAGAUUUAACUUUCCAAAAUGAGACCCACCAUGUUAUAGUCAGUCAAUACCUUAAACUGGGGGUGGGGGUGUAAAUGUACUCAAAAUAGCUUUAGAUGGCCAGGUGGAAUGACCACAUGAAUCUCAAACCGUUAAGUUUUAUCACAUUUAGUCUCCUAGGAUACUGUGUCUGACACUACCUGCAAAGGUAGUAGAGAGUUGAUAUGAUAAAGCAUUUGAUUAUGAUAUCUAAUGGAUAAUUUAGAGAAAGACCAUCAUGUUCAUACUAUAAGGCUUUCUACAGAGUAGAGAAAAUGGUUUCUACAAUAUGUUUUUAUCGUGUUUAGUGUGAAGUAUCAGACUUUGAACAUGUGUGGAAGAAUGAAAGUGUGCGCGUGCAUGUGUGACUUGUCUUCCCUGCUAACAGUACAGAAUUAAACUGCCACUGUUAGGUGUGUGUGUGUGUUCACCUCAUCUGAAUCACUGGAAUCAAUAACCCGCCCCCCCAGACUGGUACUCCAGUCAACUACAGUGGGGAGAACAAGUAUUUGAACCUGCAAAAUCGGCAGUGUUUCCUACUUACAAAGCAUGUAGAGGAGGUCUGUCAUUUUUAUCAUAGGCACACUUCAACUGUGAGAGACGGAAUCUAAAACAAAAAAAUCAUAAUGUGAUUUUCUGGAUUUAAGUAAUUAAUUUGCAUUUUAUUGCAUGACAUAAGUAUUUGAUACAUCAGAAAAGCAGAACUUAAUAUUUGGUACAGAAAACUUUGGUUGCAAUUACAGAGAUCAUACGUUUCCUGUAGUUCUUGACCAGGUUUGCACACACUGCAGCGGGGAUUUUGGCCCACUCCUCCAUACAGACCUUCUCCAGAUCCUUCAGGUUUCGGGGCUGUUGCUGGGCAAUACGGACUUUCAGCUCCCUCCAAAGAUUUUCUAUUGGUUUCAGGUCUGGAGACUGGCUAGGCCACUCCAGGACCUUGAGAUGCUUCUUACGGAGCCACUCCUUAGUUGCCCUGGCAGUGUGUUUCGGGUCGUUGUCAUGCUGGAAGACCCAGCCACGACCCAUCUUCAAUGCUCUUACUGAGGGAAGGAGGUUGUUGGCCAAGAUCUCGCGAUACAUGGCCCCAUCCAUCCUCCCCUCAAUACGGUGCAGUCGUCCUGUCCCCUUUGCAGAAAAGCAUCCCCAAAGAAUGAUGUUUCCACCUCCAUGCUUCACGGUUGGGAUGGUGUUCUUGGGGUUGUACUCAUCCUUCUUACUCCAAACACGGCGAGUGGAGUUCAGACCAAAAAGCUCUAUUUUUGUCUCAUCAGACCACAUGACCUUCUCCCAUUCCUCCUCUGGAUCAUCCAGAUGGUCAUUGGCAAGAGUGAGAUUUUGCAUGGAGCCCCAGACCGAGGGUGAUUGACCAUCAUCUUGAACUUCUUCCAUUUUCUAAUAAUUGCGCCAACAGUUGUUGCCUUCUCAUCAAGCUGCUUGCCUAUUGUCCUGUAGCCCAUCCCAGCCUUGUGCAGGUCUACAAUUUUAUCCCUGAUGUCCUUACACAGCUCUCUGGUCUUGGCCAUUGUGGAGAGGUUGGAGUCUGUUUGAUUGAGUGUGUGGACAGGUGUCUUUUAUACAGGUAACUAGUUCAAACGGGUGCAGUUAAUACAGGUAAUGAGUGGAGAACAGGAGGGCUUCUUAAAGAAAAACAAACAGGUCUGUGGGAGCCAGAAUUCUAACUGGUUGGUAGGUGAUCAAAUACUUAUGUCAUGCAAUAAAAUGCAAAUUAAUUACUUAAAAAUCAUACAAUGUGAUUUUCUGGAUUUUUGUUUUAGAUUCCGUCUCUCACAGUUGAAGUGUACCUAUGAUAAAAAAUGUCAGACCUCUACAUGCUUUGUAAGUAGGAAAACCUGCAAAAUCGUCAGUGUAUCAAGUACUUGUUCUCCCCACUGUAUGUGUUGUUUAAGCGUAACUGUCCUUGUACAGAGACAUGAUUUUGAUUACAUAGACGUCCUCCCCUGCUUUACUUCUCACUCUGUGUCUGGAUGUCUGUGUCUGACAUGUAAAGUACAUGGCAGCCCUAUCUCACACUGUUGGCCACAUGAUUUCCCCCUGCCCCUUUGUCCCCCAUGUUCAGCUCCAUAACACACACACACACACACAUACACACACAAAGAAACAAGCACCUGUGACAUACUAAAUAUUGGGAUGAUGUCCUGCUCUGUUGAGGAUCCAUAUGAUUUCCUUGUUUGAGAGCUAUUCUCAGUUGUGAUUUUCAUGUUUUUUUCUUGAAUUAGAACCAAUGUCAAUACUGCUGUACGUAGAUCUGGAGUCAUAGAGGGCUCUGUCUUUGGCUCCAUGGGAUUAGCUGUGUAUGGUAAACUACCCAAGGUGCUUCACCUCCAUGAUCUGUGUUUUUGUGACAAAGUGCUUGAAGUGGAAUGAAAUAGGUACCAGUACUUAUUUAAAUUCUACAGUACAGGUAAUCUCGACACCCAGAACCAAAUCUCAGCUUUUAAGGCUGUCACAAGAGACUAUAGUACAUGGGUCCAUAUUUUAGAGCCAAUGUUCUGUAAGAGGUGCCAGUACUCAAGCAGUAGCAUAUCAGAGGAGGCUGUACUCCGUACCGAUCAGGACCGACCCACUGGUCUGAGAGCACUUUUCUAGCGUUCUUUUCUGUCUGUCUGCAUGUGGAGGUGUGGGGAGAGAGAAGCGGGGCACACUGCAGUAGGCCUACUUACAGGUUCUUUAGACUUUGGGCCUCCAAGUUUGGCACAUCACAAAUAUGUAUGUUUUAAAUAUAAGUGAGUAGAAUUGGAUUAAACAUUGAUUAUAAGGGAACAAUGUUGGGAUGGUAUCUGUACACUGGAUCCUAGCUUCCUUAGAGUGUUUAGCAAUAAAGAGCAAUAGCUACUGACUUCUUUAGUCUUCUGCUGUUACUUCUCUGUGUCACCAUGACAGACACAGAGGUACAGAGGGAGGAUGUAUGGGUGAUGAGCAUGGAUACAUGUGAUUAUUGAUGGUGAUUAAUUAAUGUGACUGGAGCCAUUUUGUUUGACUUUUCCAUGUAACCUAUUCACACACUUCAUGUUUCCAAAUGACAACAUGCAUUAGAAAUGUGCUGUUUUUUUCUUAAAUAAAAUAAGUUAAACAUGA